AUGAACUGCCCAAGGGGUGAUACUCAGGCGAAGGGUGGGCAGGUGCUUAUGAAAAGGCUUAGCAUCCUCGAUGUGGAAGGACUCAGCCAUGACGAGGCAUUGCUGCGCUACUUCAGCCUGUUCAAGGAACCACUCACCGACGAUGUCGUGAAGGCUCUGACGGCAUUAGGCUUGAAUGAUGGCGCCUGUCAAGACUCGGUGAGCGAGUUAGUGAGAACCACUAGUGCCACCAUCGUAUGUCUACAAGAAACAAAGAUGCAAGUUAUGGAUCAUAAUGUGGUGCGCCGAACAGCCAGAGCAAAAUUUGUAAACUCCUAUAUUGUGCUCCUGGUGGAACAGACUCGAGGAGGCGUCUUCCUUGCGAUGAAUGAAGACUUCUUCGACCUCUCCGACAUUGUACUUACCUCGAACGCUAUAACCGCGCAGAUCAACAUGAGGGCGGAUGGAACAAGGUGGCAAAUUAUAAUGGUAUAUGGCCUGCAGGGAGAGGCACCCAAACUUCAAUUCCUCCAAGAAUUGAAGAACAUUCCCCUACCGGAGCAUAAUAGAUGGCUCAUCCUGGGAGACUUCAAUCUCAUCUACCAGGUAGAAGACAAGAACAACUCCAAUCUAAACCGGUGCCUCAUGGGGGCAUUUAAAGCCACGAUCGGUCAUUUGAGGCUCAAAGAAAUCAAGCUAAAUGGAUGCCGCUUCACUUGGACCAAUCAGCAGGACAACCCGACGCUCACUAGAAUUGACAGACUACUAUGUACCCCCGAGUGGGAGCUAUUCUUCCCCACGUGUUUCUUACACUCCCUUCCAUCGCUCAUGUCGGACCAUACCCCGCUGCUACUCUAG
Miscanthus lutarioriparius is the source of this 837-nucleotide messenger RNA. NCBI's taxonomy places the organism in Eukaryota, Viridiplantae, Streptophyta, Magnoliopsida, Poales, Poaceae. The record is from the annotation of a GenBank genome assembly.